GAAACGGCCGCACCAACGGCGUGGAUUGAACCUGAAAUAUCGUGUGGAUAAGGGGCAUGGACCAUGGAGUGUGUAUGCAUCAUCCGAGGCAGGAACGAUGAGGUAGAGCGGCUUACCGGAGCAGAGCAGAGCCAUGGCGAUGAGAGCCGCGGCGACCGCGGCGGCGCCCUGCUUCGCCGGCUCGCGACGGCACCCGCGCGUCAGGGCGCAGGCGGCGGCGCCGUGGGCCGGAGGCGCGGAGGAGCUUGUGCGUUCGGGCGCGGUGCGGGCGGUGCGGCCGAGGGACGCGGCGCAGGCGAUGCGAGCGGAGGGGUACCGGCUGCUGGACGUCAGGCCGGAGUGGGAGCGCGCCCGCGCCGCCGUGCGGGGCUCCGCGCACGCGCCGCUGUUCGUGGGGGACGAGGACAUGGGCGCCGUCACGCUGCUCAAGAAGUGGGUCCACUUCGGCUACAUCGGGCUCUGGACCGGCCAGUCCUUCACCAAGAUGAACGACCGCUUCCUCGAGGACGUCUCCGCCGCCGCCGACGGCGAAGGCAAGGACGCCAGGCUGCUGGUCGCCUGCGGCGAGGGCCUCCGCUCGUUGAUUGCGGUGAGGAUGCUGUACGACGACGGGUACAGGAACGUGGCGUGGCUCGCCGGAGGGUUCAGCAAGUGCGUCGACGGCGACUUCGCCGACGUGGAGGGGGAGAGCAAGCUGCAGUACGCCACCGUGGGGGGAGUAUCCUACAUCUUCCUCCAGAUCCUGCUGCUGCUGCGGGUAGUCAAGUGAUUACAUGUACAUGGAUCCAUGUCACCAUGUGGCAGCGGCAUGCCGCGAAGUUCAUGCUUCUCCAAUCCUCUGCCAUUCUCUUCUCUUAUAAAUUUAUAAUUUAGUUCAUUUUUUGCAUGAAAACAUGUCAUGAAAGAUAUGGACCGCAGCAAGUUCAGUUCGGGAUGCUCCGUAAAUAAACACUAUCUAGUUCUAUUUUAAUCGUAAAAUAAGAAAAGCUUAAUUCUCGUAUUCCAGAACACACUCAGAACAGGUCGUAAAGAAA
Oryza brachyantha (malo sina) is the source of this 1034-nucleotide messenger RNA. RefSeq names its product rhodanese-like domain-containing protein 10. Bases 134 to 769 code for a protein of 211 amino acids. The record is from RefSeq and is a predicted model, not a curated record. Gene Ontology annotation, cellular component: chloroplast. The transcript has 2 exons. NCBI's taxonomy places the organism in Eukaryota, Viridiplantae, Streptophyta, Magnoliopsida, Poales, Poaceae.